Messenger RNA from Colius striatus (speckled mousebird), 1284 nucleotides. RefSeq names its product potassium channel tetramerization domain containing 16 (gene KCTD16). Lineage: Eukaryota; Metazoa; Chordata; Aves; Coliiformes; Coliidae. Gene Ontology annotation, cellular component: postsynaptic membrane; presynaptic membrane. The record is from RefSeq and is a predicted model, not a curated record. Gene Ontology annotation, molecular function: protein binding. Gene Ontology annotation, biological process: protein homooligomerization; regulation of G protein-coupled receptor signaling pathway. The transcript has 2 exons. Bases 1 to 1284 code for a protein of 427 amino acids.
AUGGCUCUAAGUGGAAACUGCAGGACUUACCUUCCUCCUCGAGAGCAGGGGACUGGGCUACACUCUUUCCCGGAGGUAGUGGAGCUGAAUGUGGGCGGACAGGUUUACUUCACUCGCCACUCCACCUUGGUUGGCACCCCUCACUCCCUGCUGUGGAAAAUGUUCACCCCAAAGAGAGACACAGCCAACGAUCUGGCCAAGGACUCCAAGGGAAGAUUCUUCAUUGACAGAGAUGGUUUCCUUUUCCGCUAUAUUUUAGACUAUCUCAGGGAUAAGCAGGUGGUUCUGCCUGACCACUUCCCAGAGAAGGGAAGGCUCAAGAGAGAGGCCGAGUACUUCCAGCUCCCAGACUUGGUCAAACUCCUGACUCCUGAUGAUAACAAGCAAAGCCCCGAUGAUUAUUGCCACAGUGACUAUGAAGAGGUCUCCCAAGGCAGUGACACGAGAAUAUGCCCACCCUCAUCACUCCUGCCACCAGAUCGGAAGUGGGGAUUCAUUACCAUUGGGUACCGGGGUUCAUGUACUAUUGGCAGGGAGAGCCAAGCAGAUGCCAAAUUCAGGAGGGUACCAAGGAUUUUGGUUUGUGGAAGGAUUGCUCUGGUCAAAGAGGUCUUUGGAGAAAGUUUAAAUGAAAGCAGAGACCCAGACAGGGCUCCAGAAAGGUAUACCUCCAGGUUUUAUCUCAAGUUCAAGCACCUGGAGAGGGCUUUCGACAUGUUGUCUGAGUGUGGAUUCCACAUGGUGGCCUGUAACUCCUCAGUGACAGCUUCCUUUGUCAACCAGUACACAGAUGACAAGGUCUGGUCCAGCUACACUGAAUAUGUCUUCUACCGUGAGCCCUCCCGCUGGUCCUCCUCCCACUGCGACUGCUGCUGCAAGAAUGGCAAAGGCGACAAGGAGGGAGAGAGUGGCACGUCGUGCAACGAGCUGUCGACAUCGAGCUGUGACAGCCAGUCGGAGGCCAGCUCCCCCCAGGAGACGGUCAUCUGUGGCCCCGUCACCCGCCAACCCAACAUACAGACUCUGGACCGACCAGCCAAGAAGGGGCCCGUGCAGCUGCUACAGCAGUCUGAGAUCCGCAGGAAGAGUGAUCUGCUCCGAACUCUCACAUCUGGCUCCAGGGAGUCCAACUCCAGCAAGAAAAAAGCAAUGAAGGAGAAGCUCUCCAUUGAGGAGGAGCUGGAAAAAUGUAUCCAGGAUUUCCUUAAAAUCAAAAUCCCAGACAGGUUUCCAGAGCGGAAACAUCCCUGGCAAUCUGAACUGCUGCGGAAAUACCACCUAUAG